CGGCGGCGGCGGGGGGAGCGGCGGCCGUUGCGGGGCGCGCUCUCGGGCGGCGGCGGCGGCGGCGGCGGCGGCCCAGCGAGCCCGGCGGGCGGCGGCGCGGCGCGGAGCGGGGGCUGCCGCGGCGGCGGCGACGGGGCGCGUGUGGCCGGGGCCCGGGUCCCGGCGCGCCCUCCGCCCUCAGAAAUGAGCCGCCAGACUGCGACAGCGUUACCGACUGGGACCUCCAAGUGCACACCGUCCCAGAGGGUGCCCGCCCUGACGGGCACCACUGCGUCCAACAAUGACCUGGCCAGCCUCUUCGAGUGUCCCGUCUGCUUUGACUAUGUGCUGCCGCCCAUCCUCCAGUGUCAGAGCGGCCACCUUGUCUGUAGCAACUGUCGCCCGAAGCUCACGUGCUGUCCCACCUGCCGGGGGCCCCUGGGGUCCAUCCGCAACCUGGCGAUGGAGAAGGUGGCCAACUCCGUCCUCUUCCCUUGUAAGUACGCCUCCUCCGGCUGCGAGAUCACGCUGCCGCACACGGAGAAGGCGGACCACGAGGAGCUCUGCGAGUUCCGGCCUUACUCCUGCCCGUGCCCCGGCGCGUCCUGCAAGUGGCAGGGCUCGCUGGACGCCGUGAUGCCGCACCUGAUGCACCAGCACAAGUCCAUCACCACGCUGCAGGGCGAGGACAUCGUCUUCCUGGCCACGGACAUCAACCUGCCGGGCGCCGUGGACUGGGUCAUGAUGCAGUCCUGCUUCGGCUUCCACUUCAUGCUGGUCCUGGAGAAGCAGGAGAAGUACGACGGCCACCAGCAGUUCUUCGCGAUCGUGCAGCUGAUCGGCACGCGCAAGCAGGCGGAGAAUUUCGCUUAUCGACUCGAGCUAAACGGUCACAGGCGGCGAUUGACUUGGGAAGCCACUCCGCGGUCGAUUCACGAGGGAAUCGCGACAGCCAUCAUGAACAGCGACUGUCUAGUCUUUGACACCAGCAUCGCACAGCUUUUUGCAGAAAAUGGCAACUUAGGCAUCAAUGUAACUAUUUCCAUGUGUUGAAGUGGCAAUCCGACGUUUUCUGGCCAGUGUUUAACCAUUGCGUUCACUUUCAGAGAACGGGCCGCCUCCGCCCGCCCCCGAGACUGUCGGUAGGUGGCGCUAGUCCCAUGAAGGUAAAUAAACGGAAAGGCUGUUCAAUACAGGAAACGGCUGCAUGUAGUAACACUAAUAUAUUUAAAAUAAGUCAACAGUAAACCACUGAAAAAAUAUAUAUAUACACCCAAGACGGGCAUCUUUUGUAUUAAGAAAGGAAGCAUUGUAAAAUAACUCUGGAUUUGUGCUUGUUGUAGAUUGAGUGUACUGUUGAAAACUACUUUUGUUUCUGGGUGUGAGUGGGUGAGUGUGUGAGUGCGUGUGCGUGUUUGGGGUUUUUUCUUCCUUUAACUGACAAGCCAUGUUGAGUGGUCUUGGGCCACUGCUUCCCCUCUUUUGAGUCAAUACAUAGUGCUGCUGUGUGUGUAUAUAUUUUUUGUGUGUAUUUGCUAAUUUUUAUUAAUUCUAGUUUUUUCAUUAAAUAAAUUUGACUUUCUUUUCUGUAAUUCAACCAUUUCCCAUCUUUUUUUUUGUACCUUUUUUAAAGUUAGUGUUUUUUUUGAUAUGCAUACUUGUCUAAGGUAAAGUUUAUACAUAUGUGUUCCAUACAUAUUUUUUCUCCCCAUUAAUCAGUUUAUUAGAAAUACUUUAAAUUCAGCCAUCUUGUGAAGAUGCGAGUUCCAGAAAGGCGAGGGAACACCGGGAGGAAGAUCAGAAGCUGCUUAUCGCACCUGGAAGAUGGUCGGUCGGUCGGUCUCUUUCUCUCUUUUUUCCCAGUUGAGUCACGCCUUCAAAUUUAUUUUUUCAAAGGUAGUAGGAUAUACUAAUUUUAAAAAAAUAUU
Pipistrellus kuhlii (Kuhl's pipistrelle) is the source of this 1907-nucleotide messenger RNA. RefSeq names its product siah E3 ubiquitin protein ligase 1 (gene SIAH1). Bases 184 to 1032 code for a protein of 282 amino acids. NCBI's taxonomy places the organism in Eukaryota, Metazoa, Chordata, Mammalia, Chiroptera, Vespertilionidae. Gene Ontology annotation, cellular component: cytoplasm. Gene Ontology annotation, biological process: multicellular organism development; proteasome-mediated ubiquitin-dependent protein catabolic process. The record is from RefSeq and is a predicted model, not a curated record. The transcript has 2 exons. Gene Ontology annotation, molecular function: zinc ion binding; ubiquitin conjugating enzyme binding; ubiquitin protein ligase activity.